CGGGUUGACAGGAACGUUCAAAGUUUACUCGGUGGAGAUGGAUCGUUAUGAACUUGAAAAGGAACCUACAGAAUUAAUUAAGAUAAUUGGAAGUCUUAAUUCAAAAUGGGACGGAAAAGCCUAUGUCGGUGAAGCUGCGACGUCAUAUACCAUAAAGAACGAUCAUGUACACACAGACGUGAGAACCUUGCGAAUUGGUCCAGAUGAUUCACUUGAAUUUGCUCUUCAAGGAGAGAAGGUCCUGGUUGUCGGUGGAUUCUUGUUUUUCAACGACUUUCAUGUCUUUUGUUGUUCUGCACAGAACUCGAGGAUCACCCUUGAUGCAACAUGUAGAGGUGGAACAAAAAUCAUGAUAAAGUUAGAUCAAGAAAAUUGUUCCAAUAUUUUGAAGAAACAAUGUCUAUUUAUGUAUAGGCAAAACUUUCAAACCAUUGAAUCGUCCAUCCAACAAAUUUCUUGCACUUUCAUAACCCUUAGCUUUCUUCUAUUCUUGUGGCUUUCUUAUGGCUUUGUACUAUAUAAUCCAUUCACAAGCCUGCUUCUGCUCCAGUAUACUUUUCCCACAUUGGAGAGUUUGUCUUAACAGUGAUUCAAGCCUCUCACGUAAACACGAGCCAGAUUUGCUUAUUGACGCGUUGCAACGCUUUUACUGUCACUGGGCUGUAUAUUCAAAUGUGGAAGACGGCAACAAGAGACUUAAUUAAGAAUUUCCACUAUCAAACGUUUUCCUGUGAAGAUGCUUGAUUUUUUUAUCUUAUCUUCAAUCACAGACAUGGAAACUUAUGGUACAACCCUGUGCUAGUCAAGUCUACAUUUCCGAGAAAGAAUUGCACUCAUUUUGAACAAAUUGAUUUUUGAGGACAUCUGGUGCGAUCACUUUUGGUUUUUCAUUCCGUUUAUA
Messenger RNA from Metschnikowia bicuspidata var. bicuspidata NRRL YB-4993, 901 nucleotides. RefSeq lists its product as uncharacterized. The transcript has a single exon. The record is from RefSeq and is a predicted model, not a curated record. The coding region runs from base 38 to 583 and encodes 181 amino acids. NCBI's taxonomy places the organism in Eukaryota, Fungi, Ascomycota, Pichiomycetes, Serinales, Metschnikowiaceae.